Messenger RNA from Xiphias gladius (swordfish), 2947 nucleotides. Its product is annotated as zinc finger protein 358. The record is from RefSeq and is a predicted model, not a curated record. Bases 260 to 2584 code for a protein of 774 amino acids. The transcript has 4 exons. Lineage: Eukaryota; Metazoa; Chordata; Actinopteri; Istiophoriformes; Xiphiidae.
AUUACGCUUUUGAUUCGAGGGAUAACGCUGGUCGAGGAUGAAGCUUGUUGCCUUAUUGUUCCGAAGCCACGCUGUGCCAUCAUCGGCUCCUCCUGCCAGGUGAGCGAUGAGACCGACGGCGCUUUCAGGUGUGUCGUUCGGGAAUUUCCGUGGAAAAGUUGUCGUUGCCAACUUCUGUGGAAAAUUAAGGAAAGAAGAAAACGAAGAGACAGAACGAUUGCCACAGAUGUAGUCGCUCGACAGGACUGAGCCAGCAGUCAUGUCCAUUGAAUACACCAUUGAUAUCCAGCUAACAGAGUUAGGAUUUCCGGACAUCCUUCAGCCACCUGAGACUUCAGUCAGGGAAACACCCUGUCACUCCACAUCAUCUGAUGACUCGUUCUCACCCAGUCACUAUCCCACUUCACUUUCAAGCACCCGCAAACAAAGACUACUGUCAGCCGAUGGCGAAGAAUCGGGUGCAGCAAGACAGACCCCAAACACCCAACAACCCACAGUGCUUUCUGCAUCACCUCUGUCAGAGACGUUACUUUGUAAAAGCCUAACUCCUGCGCUGAGUCUACAAGAUGAGCAAGCUGCCAGAGGCACUGCACUGCUCCAGCUGUCAGAGCCCACGGUAGAUGACCCCCCCGCUGGACUGGAACCCGCAAACGGUCCACAGCAAAUAGCAGAAGGCGAAGACGACGGACAGAAAGAUGUCCGUGACGGAGACACUGCACAAGACCGUUCAGCAGAGGUGCGGAAGGAUGUGGAGGAUGACUCAGAUGACAGCGAAGUUUCAGAUGUGUAUGAGGAGGAAGAGGUUGAUGAGGAAGAGGAUUACGAGGAAGAGGAAGGGCUAAACAGUGAGUCGAAUCAUUCCGGCAACUAUCGCUGCAGUGUCUGUGAGCUCCAGCUGCCCUCCAAAUUCAAGCUCCAGGACCACAUGAAUUUGCACACAGGAGCACGCCCGUAUUGCUGCGCUGAAUGUGGGAAGCGCUUCUGCCAGAUUUAUAACUACCGUGUUCACCUGCGCACACACGCCCAGACCAAAGUGGAUCGUCUCCUGUGCCGUGUCUGUCUGAUGGGCUUUGCAUCACAGGAGGAUCUGAAGGACCACCUGUCGAGAACUCACUUUGAGGAUGAGUUCUACGAGUGUGACCUGUGCAAACGCGUGUUUACUUCCCUGAAGGCAUGUGAAUAUCACGUGCAGUUACACAAAUGUAUGCUGGAUGUUGUAUGUGAAGUAUGUGGCCGCAAUUUCUCCUCUCCGAAAUCCCUCGCGCGCCACAGGAGUAGGACGUGCCACCGCAAUUUUAAAUGCACGGACUGCACAAAGACCUUUACCAAGAAGAAUGCUCUACUGAAACACAGCUUCUCCCAUCUUGGUUUGUUGCCAUACACCUGUAUACGGUGCCGAUGCCACUUCCGCCUGGCAAAGCUGUACCGCCAACACAAGUGUGAACCUGAACGCAUUCACUGUGUGGCAUGUCUGAGAGAGUUUCUCAGUCAGGAGGACUUCCAGCAGCACAAAAAGGACACAGGCUGCUGGGGCAACCAGGAGCCUAAAGGGGACAAGCUCAGAUGCUUGGAGUGUGGACAGAGGUUUGACAAUACGGAAGAGCUGAAGAAACACGCCGGGGCACACCAGAGGGUGCUGAAAUGUGCUGAUUGUGGCAAGGGUUUCCGGUCGGCCUUGCUGUUAAUGUCCCACAUGGGCGGUCACGCCGGCAAGUCGCCCUGCCUUUGUCAGAGCUGUGGACUGGGUUUUCCCCACCAUCAGAACUAUGACAGCCACCUCAAGACCUGUGGACAAACACCCCAGCCUGCGAGUGCUCCCAAGAAACGUCAGACUUCAAAGAGCUCUUCAUCUGAGACAAAAAAGCUCAAUGCAAAACCAGACCCAUCAAGUCCAGCAAACACAGUCACUCUGCCUGCUGUUGUUUCAAACAACCCUGCGGUACCUGUUAAAGACUCUGUCAGUCCGGGACUUGUGACAGGGGGUGUGUCCACUGGCUCUGGUCCAUCAGACAGGUUAUGGAAGCUAACCCUUGACAAACAGCCGCCUCCCGGGGUUGAACUUGUCUUGUUUCUUCCAGUCUGUCCAUCUCGAACCAAUAGCCUGCCCCUCCCAUCUGCAAUCCCUCAGACACUGCCAGUUCCGGCUAUGCGGGUCCAACCUCAUGCAUCUCUCCCACCUGUUUCAUGUACUGGACGUCUUGGCGUGAAUGCUGCUCUUGGAGUGCCACUGAACACCCCUCUGGAUUUGGUAACUGGGAUUAAACGGGAUCCAGAAUGUGAAACACCUUUGGAUUUGUCUAAGAAGUGUAACUCAUCUAAGUCUGCUCUGAGCGACAUUCCUCUUUGCCCUAUUAAAAAUGAGCCAGAAGAAUUUGAAAUCUCAGGGGAGGCUAAUAGCCCCGAAAGAAAAGAAUUGAAAAGCGGUGGUAGCAAAGCAAUUGUGAAAACAAAUCCAGGAGAGGCAGGCUCGGAUUUUGAUUUGUGGUCAUCUAGAUCCUGCCAGCUGAAAGUGUGGAGGGCAGAGAAAGAAAUUAAGAUGGAGGUUGACAUUUCACGACCUGUCUGUGCUGACAAGGAGAAAUGAAAUACAGUGAGGGCAGAAAAAAGACAGUAAAACUUGUUCUGUGGUCACUUUCCCUACCCUGCAAAGGGCACACCUGUUUUGCUGUACCUGUAGUCACACAAAUACAGUUAAAUGACAAGGCAGAAUUUUCCUACUCUUGGUGUCUCUCUGUCAGUUGACUGUGGGACUUUUGUUUAAAUGUAAGAAAGAUUUUAGAUUCUUCUGUAAUUUAAACAAAAAAUCCCAAGCUUCCUUUGUUUCAUUUGCUUCUUUUGGUAAGGCUUGUGGCUUGGGCCACGAGAGCAAAAUGGUACUCUAGUAGUAACGAAGUCUGUAAUAUUGUGCAGGAUUUCGCAGGACAUUAAAAAAUAUUCCUGAUUUCUA